UAUUUAUUUAGUUAAACAUUUUCCUUCCACCUUUAUUUUGGUUAUUAUUGUGCACGUCACUUCCUGAAGUCACACUUCACACUCCUGCUCAGUAGGUGGCGGUAAUGCACCAACAGCUGGUCUGCCAUCCGCCAUAAACCUGAAAGAAGAAGAAGAGUCUCUGGUUUUCUCUUCAGCAGUGUAUGAUAGGUGGCAGUAUGGAACUAGUUUUGGAUCUGAAAACCCGCAGAAACAGAAACUGGAGCUCCACGAGCUUUCAGCUAGUAAUUCUGUAGAUCUGAACAGUUCCAGUCUUCACUGUGGAUCAGCGGAGUCCGUUCUGAGAAAGAAAUGAUCAUCAGUUAGAUGAAAUGAAUGCUGUCCUGUUUCAGGUCUCCUGCUCCUGGUGACAACUUCCCAAUCUGUUUGAAAUUUAUCUUCAGAAAUACAGUACCAGAACAGUUCACAAACAGGAUAAACUACUUAAACAGUGGAAGAACAUAAAAUUCAGAAAAAUGUCCAUUAAUGAGCCAACAUCAUCUCCUACCCCACCCAAACAAAUGCAGAAAAGUUCAGGCAAGAAGAAAACUCACCACUGUUCAGACUGUGGAAAAAGUUUUAGUCAACAGAGUCAUCUCCAACGCCACCAGCGCAUUCACACUGGAGAGAAACCGUAUCACUGCUCAGACUGUGGAAAGAGUUUUAGUCGUCAGAGUCAUCUCCAACGCCACCAGCGCAUUCACACUGGAGAGAAACCUUAUCACUGCUUAGACUGUGGGAAGAGUUUUAGUCGUCAGGGUCAUCUCCAACAACACCAACGCAUUCACACUGGAGAGAAACAGUAUUACUGCUCAGAUUGUGGGAAAAGUUUUACUCGUCAAAGUACUCUCAAAAACCACCAGCGCAUUCACACUGGAGAGAAACCGUAUCACUGCUCAGACUGUGGGAAAACUUUUACUCAACAGAAUCAUCUCCAAUGCCACCAGCGCAUUCACACUGGGGAGAAACCGUAUUACUGCUCAGACUGUGGGAAAAGUUUUACUCGUCAAAGUACUCUCAAAAACCACCAGCGCAUUCACACUGGAGAGAAACCGUAUCACUGCUCAGACUGUGGAAGGAGUUUUACUGAUCGGAGUACUCUAAAAAAACACCAGCGCAUUCACACUGGGGAGAAACCAUAUUACUGCUCAGACUGUGGGAGGAGUUUUACUCGUCAGAGUAUCCUCAAAAAACACCAGCGCAUUCACACCGGAGAGAAACCGUAUCACUGCUCAGACUGUGGGAGGAGUUUUACUGAUCGGAGUACUUUAAAAAAACACCAGCGCAUUCACACUGGAGAGAAACCGUACCACUGCUCGGACUGUGGGAAGAGUUUUAGUCAACAGAUUAGUCUCAAAAAACACCAGCGCAUUCACACUGGAGAGAAACCGUAUCACUGCUCAGACUGUGGAAAGAGUUUUAGUCAGCAGAGUCAUCUCCAACUCCACCAGCGCAUUCACACUGGAGAGAAACCGUAUCACUGCUCAGAUUGUGGGAGGAGUUUUAGUCAUCAGAGUACUCUCCAACGACACCAGCGCAUUCACGCUAGAGAGAAACCAUAUUACUGCUCAGACUGUGAGAAGAGCUUCAGGUAUUCUUGUAACCUGAAGAAACACAAAUGCUCUAAGAUCAGUAAUGGAACAGGGUUAGGGUUUCCAAAAAGCUAACUUGGUUAACUAGUACUUAUGAUUGAUCAUUAAUUAAAGAGUGUCUCCUAAACCUAUAAACAGAACAUUGUUAUUUAUCCCCAAACUUUUGCAGCAAUGCUGGCAGCACACGUGACCCCUUCUCAAAAACUGCAGUAUGACCUUGGCCAAUGUGCUAUAGCUCAGAUUCAGGGUGUUAUCAGUCUUCUUAUAGGACUAGUCCAUCUAAACAAUUCUAUUUCUCCGAUCCUUAGCGAGAGGUGCCAUGUUGAAUAUCCAUGCCCUGUUGGUACCCAGAACACUAAUGAUUAACAGAUUAACACAAUUUGGACAUGUUCACUUUGUAAAUGUAAGUUUAAUUUUUAUAAUGUUGUUCCAUUAAAAGAUAAAAUAAAUCCACCUACAAAGGUGUAACAAUUAUUGUCAUCAAUUUUCAAAUGUUUAUUGAGUGUUGUUAAAAGGAAAGGUAAUGUAACACAGUGGUAAACAUGCCCCGGUCCCAACUUUUUGGAGCGUGUUGCUGGCUCAAAAUAAGUGAAAAUUUGCAAAAACCAAGUUCAUCCUUUUGGAUAUUAAAUAUCUUGUCUUUGUAGUGUAUUCAAUUGAAUAUAGGUUGAAAAGGAUUUGAAAAUCACCGUACUCUGUUUUUAUUCAUGUUUUACACAAUGUCCCAACUUUAUUGAAGUUGUUCUACUAUACACAUUUUUUUUCUUCCUUUUAUUUUAACCAAUACAAUGUAUAUUAAAAUACAAAUGCCUGAAUGUUGCAGUGAAUUAUUCAAAUAAACUGGAAAAACAAUU
This is a messenger RNA of Astyanax mexicanus (Mexican tetra), 2464 nucleotides long. RefSeq names its product zinc finger protein 501-like. Gene Ontology annotation, molecular function: RNA polymerase II cis-regulatory region sequence-specific DNA binding; DNA-binding transcription factor activity, RNA polymerase II-specific. Bases 495 to 1685 code for a protein of 396 amino acids. The transcript is spliced from 2 exons. Lineage: Eukaryota; Metazoa; Chordata; Actinopteri; Characiformes; Acestrorhamphidae. Gene Ontology annotation, cellular component: nucleus. The record is from RefSeq and is a predicted model, not a curated record. Gene Ontology annotation, biological process: central nervous system development; regulation of transcription by RNA polymerase II.